GGGAUCUGACAGCUGUCAACAAGUUCCGGGUAAGGCGUAAGAUGACCUCAGACCGUCGACCAAAGAUAAACAACACUGGUCCUGGAGAAGUUAGCGGCGGUUCAAGAGCUUCAGCGAAUUCAAAAUGGGCAUGAAAACGGAGGACUUCGAGGGUUUAUGGCUUUGAUUACAAGAAAGAGGCAUUUUAUCACAGUAUGUUUUCAUUUCGCUCUAAAAUAAAUUACAAAGCUAGUUAGCAUUAGCUUUUUGGGCAAGUUAAUGGUGCUCAUGCUACCUUGCUAACUAGCUUACCCCUACUUCCUAUUUUCACCAUUCAGCGACUGCCCGGUGAAACUGUUUCUACAUAAUUGCUUGUCGCCAGAGUGACCAAUAUCUUUCCGUCUGUCGUGAAGUGGCAGUCAUGAACAUAAAAAUAUUAUCGCGAUGUUUAUUUGUAGUCUGCGCGCUGAUGUGGGCCCUUUGGCAGCACUGGGCUGUCAGGUUGUGAGGACGGUGUACUACCCCUGUCUAUAAAUAGAGAUUACGAGAACAGCUAAAAGUAAACCAGCUAAGUGUUUAAUAUAACGCUCUAAAUGGCUCAAAAGAACUAUCAAGUUGUGUGGUGAGUUGGCUUUUUAAUGUACUGUUUGCUGCUAAGGGUGUCCCGAGGUAACAUCACCUCUGUCCACUUAUUUCCCCGCAUCUGAACCUACAGGCGGGGGCUGUGAUGAUAGCCAGCUUCACCUCCGACGCCAUGGGGGGUGUAGUAUAAAUACAGUGAGUAAGAUUGUCAGGUUAUGAACAAGCAGACAAUUUUAUACAUGAUGCACGACUGAGCAGGAGCUAAGUGGAUCAAAUGUGCUUCAGAUAAGUACUUCAUGUACACAGAUGUAGGGUUAAAAGAUUCCCUGAUUGUACAGGGCGGCUGAAAGUUUAGAGAAAACUGACUGUCUGAGCUGAUGACAAGGACUGCCCACUCCACACCGAUGAAACUCUCACUUCCUAAAAAAGUCAUUUUGCAGACUCUGAUUUGAAAGGCAUGUGUUUUAUCUCAGCUCUGUCACUUGAUUCUUUCAUUCCUGAAUACUUUUGUGCGCUUAAGUAUGUGUGACACUGCUUUAAACUGACAGAGUAUGGUGUCUGACAGGUUAAGAUCAACCUUCAACAUAUUUUACUUCUGUGUUGUACAAUGCUAUCCACAGGCUGUUUUUUUUUUUUUUUCAGAAAAUGUUAUUUGCUUUAAGUAACUAUAAAGCUUCUUUUUUUACUUAAAUUAAUCAAAGCAUAUUUUGUUAUGGGGUUCAGUAGUAGCAACAAGAAUAAAGAAGUAGCUACUGGAGAUCAUAUUUGACAUUAUCUGUACCAGCGUUGGAUUUUAGUGAUUGCUGAAAAAGCAUUUCACUUUUAAAGUGUGCUACUUUGACCACAUCCUCCGUGUCUGUUUUCAGCCACCAUUCUGUAACAAGUAAUGUCCUGCCCUCAACACUUUCCGAGUUAGUUAGAUCCUCAAUUCUUAAUUUUGACAGUGAGAUUUACAUUUUUUUACUCUACAUGGAUAUUGGUUCCAAGUUCAAGAUUUUAGCCACAAACCAGUUAUAAUCUAUUAGUCAUAAUCUUUGUCAGCCCUGAAAAUCCAACAUCAUUGACCCCCAAUUUCUAACAUACUUAAAGUGGUAAUGAUGAGGCAUGACUUAUAUAGCAGUGUUGUUUUCGUUGACGAAAAUAUUUCAUCAACGCCCCUUUUUUUCCCACGACAAAGACGAAGACGUUGACGAGCUAAACAUAAGUCUUAGAUGACUAAAAUGUGACGAGACGAAUGUGCGUUUAUGUUGAUAAGACAAUACUAGACGUAAAUGUUAGUGGUGGACGACGAACAGAGUUGCAAAAUUCAUGAGCAUUUCGUCAGUCAAAUGCAAAACAUAUAUUCUGCAGUGUUGUUUUUGUUGACGAAGACGUGGACGAAAUAUUUUCGUCUACGUCAACGAAAACAACACUGUACAGUAGCUCAAUAGUGUAAUAAUGUAAAGCAUCAUAUAUUUUAGUAUAACAGUAUUAUUUAUCAAAAGUGCGUUUUUGUUCUUUGAUUCUUUUUUUUUCCAGCUCCAUCACUAGAUCUUGAUACCUGUCUCCAGCCAUGUCGUCACGCGUGUUACUGCGCCAGCAGCUGAUGCGGGAGCAAGCCCAGGAGCAGGAGAGACGUGAGGCCCAGCAGCAGGCCUCUGCCUCUCAGCUUCGAGCUUCUGAUUCCACUCCAGCCAUCUCUGUCACACUGCCCCCCAAUGCUGCCCGCCCCCCACCAGCACAGGUCCCUGUGGAGGUGCUGAAAGUAAGAGGAUCUUUUGUUUGUAUUUUUUACUCAGUGAAGUUGGAGUGUGAUACUGUGUUAGCUCUAAAUAAUUCGUUUAAAUGAUCAGGUGCAGACCCACUUGGAAAACCCCACCAAGUACCACAUUCAGCAAGCACAGAGGCAGCAGGUGAAGCAGUACCUCUCAACCACUUUGGGGAACAUAGCAGUUACACAGACCAUGGGUGUGUCCCCGGUGCCACAGUCCAGUUCUGCCCCAGAAGCUCUUCCGACUGCCAGCAGCGCCCCAAACAGUCCUAUGGCUCUGCUUAACAUUGGAUCCAACAAAGAGGAAGUAUGACAGAUUACUGCUUUGAAUUGACUUCUCUAACUUUUUGUGUGUGGUUUUGAUUUGCUGGUACAGCAGAUUGCACAACCACGUCAAUAGUUGCCUUUCCGCAUACUUCCAGUGCAUUUUUGGAGAACUUAGAUGUCUGACCUCUUGCUUACUCCUGGCUUAAUUGCUUUUUGUUUGCUAAGCAAUGAUGUACCCAAAGAUCCCACUGUGAUGAUGAUGCAUGCCUUUGUUAUCAUACCCUUGUUGGCCUGUUGUCACAAUUAGAUGUUAAAUACUGCACCCCUAGUUUAACCAUGCUGGCUCUUCUUCUGCACACUUCUCUCUCUCUCUUUGAAAUGAAAUCCCUUUGGAACUGUUAUUUAAAUGUAUAGUAGUGACUUUUGGUCUUCAAGUGAGUAUACUCAACUGUUUUCUGAUAGUAAAAGUAAAGGCUUGAACAUUUAACCCCAAAUCUUAACUGACCCUUUUUUUUCUCCUAUCCUCUGCUUUAUCUAGAUUGAUGAUGUGAUUGAUGACAUCAUAAGUCUUGAAUCCAGUUUUAAUGACGACAUCAUUACCUUGAUUGACUCAGGUCUUCAGCUGCCGAGCACGGUAUGAAAAUCUGUGAAUUUUUCUAACCACAUGUAUAAAAUUUAAGAAAUGUAUUCUUCACUAGUCCAUUCGUUCUCUGGGCUCUCAGGAUAGCAAAACGGAGUUCAGAACAUUUUUUCAGAACACCAUAAUAGUUUUCAACAUUAAGCAGUUCUUCUGUGAAUGGAUGGUUCCUCCAAGUGAGGAAUUCCUGAGACGUCGUAGUAAAUAUACACUUUUGUCACUUGGUUACUAUUCGUCACAAAAGUGCUGCCUGGGCGGAGCAAAACUUUUAGUGGAUGCAGGACAGGGAGUAGUGAAACAAAGAGCAGAGAGCACUCAUAUAAACUCUCAUUGUAGCUUCUAGGUUAACAACUAAGCUGUUAGAUAGAUAGAUAGCCAACAUUUUUCAGCCUAUGAAAAAAAUGAGGAUUAUGGUGAUGCUGUUGGAGGAAAAGAAAAAGAAGCACAGUGAGGUAAAUGCUGUUUAUUGAGUUUUUAAGCUUAUGAACUUUAUAACAGUUUGACAGGAUUUUUAUUAUACAGUAUUUUUAUUCUAUUAAAUAAGAUUUGUUAUUAGAAAUCACUUUGCAAUGUCAUUUUGCUAUCAUUGAUUUGCACUGUGCCUCAUUUAGUAUAAUUCAUAGUCUUGUACAUGUUGGACUGCUUUGUUUUUUUAACUUUCCCCAAAGAGAGGGAGAAGAAAUGAUUUUGACUUGUAAGAUGUGCUUUUAUUGGUGUUAUUCUGUAGCUCCCAGGAAAUCUGUUGGAUGUAUACCACAGCCCUGGAAUGGCAGCACCCACUCUCACUGUAAGCAACUCCUGCCCUGCUGAUCUGCCCAAAAUUAAAAGGGAAAUUACCGGUAAGUUAAACUUUCUCAAGGAACAUAGAUUUUUAUGUGUUUUAGCUUCUUUUGGGUGUUUGAUAAGUUUUGUUGCACUGAACCAUGACUUUUUCUGUCAGAUGCAGAUGCCAAAGCAUUUAUGAAAGAAAGGCAGAAGAAAGACAACCACAAUCUCAGUAAGUUUGGCUUCAGUUCAGCUUCAUUUAAUUUUGUUUACACUGUCUUCUGCAUCAGUGUUAACAGUUUCCAUACUUAAAAUCACAUUAAUUUACUGAGAUAUUGAUGAUAGUGCUGUUUUAGAGGAUAGAUUAAAGUGUUUGCCUAACCAUAGUCUUUGCUGUUGCAUGUCCACAGUUGAGAGGAGGAGAAGAUUCAACAUUAACGACCGUAUAAAGGAGCUGGGCACCCUGAUACCCAAAUCAAGUGACCCGUAAGUGCAGUCUGUGGUUUCUAGAUGCUUAUUGGUCCUUCUGCCAGAACUGCAUGUAUCUGUAAAUACUUGGCUUUUAAUUCUCAUCUCUGUUACAGCUGUUGUCUGGUUUAACAUGAAUCCUUUUGUAUUCUCUCUUCUUUCUCUGAUUUUUACAUUGAUGACAGUGAGAUGCGCUGGAAUAAAGGCACCAUUCUGAAAGCUUCCGUCGACUACAUCAGGAAGCUACAGAAAGAACAGCUCAGAGCCAAAGAUAUCGAGAUGCGGCAGAAAAAGCUGGAGCAGGCAAACCACGGUCUACUUUUACGCAUCCAGGUUAGUACAUGUCUGUCAGCCCCGUAAAUGGAUGGCAUCUACGUGACCCAGAGUGCACACUUUUGUGCUUCAUAGUAAGACUCUUGGGCAGAGGCCGUAAACAUUUCUGCCGAGCAUGGAGAUAAUGUAGCAAAUUUGUCAAAGGAAUAUUUGUUAAACUGUCUUGGUCUGUGUUUAUGGCUUACAUUGGCGUGCAGCUUAGACAAGUGAAGUUUUUUUAAUUUGAAAAAAAAAAAAAAACAGCUACAGAGUGGAUUUCUUAAAAAUUUGGUUGUGUUGUGUAAAAAUGCACACUAGCUCAAAAGUUUGCUAUAUGAAGGUUUUAAUCAGGAAGUCGACUAUUGUCUAAUAAGACCUGGUUCCCCUUCACUGUCUCUAAAGAUCACUCAAAUUUCUGUUUUAGCACCCUUUACUCAUCUGACCUAGCAAAGAUAGACUUUUUAAGGUAAAGUUUUGUGAGGCUAUUUUCUUCACUGACUCUGUGUUGUUGAAUUAUAAUUUUGUCCAAUUCAUCUGAGGGUUAAUGCACCUCUCUGCUUAUAGGAGCUGGAAAUGCAGGCACAAAUCCAUGGCCUCUCAACACCAAACAGUGUCCCCUCUGGUCUUGGCUCUGAUCCCUCCUUGCUCCAUCAGCGGGUCCAGCAGGGCACUCAGUCUCUGCCUUCAAGCUCAGGAGGAGCCUCCUCCCAGAAUCUCCUUGGUAUUGGCGUGGCAGCCAUCGGACAGCCUCUGCCAGCCUCCUUCUUGUCCCCGCCCUCCUCAGACUCUCCUGCGGGAGUCACCAUCAGUAGCCCCCUGGACUUGGGCAGUCUGAGCUUUGCUGAGCUCGAUGACAGCUCAGCCUCAGCGCUUUACCCUGACGUAGGCUUGGGAGACAUUCUUAUGGAUGACGGGUGCACCCUGUCUCCCGAUAGGGUGGUCGACCCACUAUUUUCUCCUUUGUCACCUGGUGCCUCUAAAACUAGCAGCCGCAGGAGCAGCCUUGAAAUGGAUGAGGACUUGUGAUAAGCUCUGUGUAGCUAUCAGAGACUUUUUUGAGGAACAAGAAUGUCAACAAGUGAGGUCUAUCCUUUAAUAACAUGAGGCUAUUUGUAGGACUAUAGAAUUUAAUUUAGAGAACCAAACAUAGCUAACAAUAAGAUCAUGACUAACAAAUAUUUUCACCAUGUAGACUGAAUUAUUGUUCCUGUGCGGAGAGGGUCAGAUGACUAUAUCUGGGUUAGGAGAUGCAAUCUUAUUAAUAGAAUGGAAUAUUGUAAACUAGGGGCAUGGCAUUGAGAAAUGCAUUCAUAAAUACUUUUUAAGAUUUUCUUCAGAGAUCUAAGAGGGAUAAAGAAUUUAUUUGAAUCUAUUAUGCGCUUAACUGUUAAAAAGAAAGCUGCAAGGGUUUUUCUCACAACAUUGGCAUACAGCAUACGAACUCAUCAUGAGAUGCCAACACAGUAUAUUUUGUUUUUACUCUUUUUUUGUUUGUUUGUUUUUCUAAACUGACUGGAAUCAGGGUUUAUUCGCAGCAUUCAUAUGCUCAUCCAUAUGUUGGGUUGUUUCACCAGCAGCUACAGAAGGGAUCUUUGUACAGUGAAUCAGCACAUAGUGAAAUAUUUUCUGCAUAUUGUACAUAAGAAUGUUUUAUUUUGAGCAAUUCUAUUGCACCUUAUUUUAUGGCAGUCUAUGCAUUUUAUGAGAGCUUUCAUCUGUUUUUAUUACUAUUACACACAGUGGAUGCCUAGGUUGCAUGUAUUUGUAAUAACCCUUAAAAGCAGUGGGAAAUCACUUGCUGCUGCAGCUAGUUAGCCAAAGCAGGUCUUCUUCCAGAGUAGCUACAAAUUACAAAUCAGCAUAUUAUUUUUUGAUAUAUUAACUCAUACAAUGAAAGUACAAGGCUGUUUGACAGAUGCAGAACAAAUUUUCCUUUUCAGCAGUACUGUUGUUCAUGAUAUUUUUUACAUCCAAAUAAUAGUUAAAUAAGUAGUUUUUUCAGACUAAAAUGUGUUAUUAUUAUUUGUUUGUCGCUGUUAUUCUUGGUGAUCACUGAGUAAUGUUACCGGUUAGCAUGUUCAACCAAGACUUUUUUUUUUUUUUAAUCAAAAGUAAUAUAUCUAAUAACCAUUUUUUGCUCAUUGUAUGAACUCAGAGGGCCUUUGCCUUCUUUUCAACCAACCACUAGCCUCACCUCUGUAGUGAUAAGGUAUAACUGUUUUUUUUUGUGUAUGAAACCUCCAAUGCAUUAUUAGCCACAAACUCUACAAUGGCAUUCAGUUUAUCAAAUGCAACAAACAUCGUUAUGUACAGUAAAUGAAUGUGUUGUUUUUAAUUCACACUGGCGCACUGUUUAUUUUAUUUUUUGGGAAGAACCUCAGAGUAAUUAAACGUUGAACUAUUCUUUAAACUGUGAUGAACCUCAAAGCAAAAUUAGUUGAGGCUGCCAGAACCAUGUGUUUUUAUAUAGAGUGAUUUUAAGGUGUCCGAAUCUGCUUGCUCAGAACUGCCCUACAUUGUUUUAAACUGAGAGCAGCUUUACUCCACAGCUUAGAUCUGCUCAACUUUUUCCACUUAAAGUCAACAUUGAAAAUGUCUUAUCUGACAUUUAUUGGAGUGCUAGCCUUGACUGUUAAACAUAAACAGGUAGCAUUUGUGUCUUGUCUCUUUGAGUCUUUGAGGCUUUUGGACAAUUUUAACAAAUAAAUGAUUCCCAGUGAUUCUCGUCUGGGUGUGUUUCUUUACUAGCAGUCUGAAUCAGUGGUAAAGCAUCUGAGAAAUUUCCAUAGCGAGGUCCAGGCACUCUGUAGCCUGAAGGCAG
Messenger RNA from Xyrichtys novacula (pearly razorfish), 7581 nucleotides. The record is from the annotation of a GenBank genome assembly. NCBI's taxonomy places the organism in Eukaryota, Metazoa, Chordata, Actinopteri, Labriformes, Labridae.